CAGAGGCUUUUAUUGUGAAAUCUGCCUCUAUGCGGAAGCAGACUGUUAGCUUCAGGAAACCAGUUGGAGGAAAAAGAUUUUCCUUCUCCUGGAAAAAACUCCUCCACACUAAGCCCAACAAAGGCCGAAGAAGCUAAAAACCCGCAGCUAAUGGACCGCUGGAAAACUGCACAAAUCCUUAGUCGAUAGGACGCGAAGCUGCCAAAUUGUCGGGCCGGGUCCGGAACCAGAACCAGGCCCCAGACUGGACCCCGGACGUAAGCAGCGCUGCGACACCGGAGGGUUGAUGUGUGGGUGAGGGAAGUGGCAUGCUGUGGUUAGGGGAGGCUAAACGCGGAUCACCGUGACUUGCUGUCUGUAGAUAGGCGGCGAGUUCUCCGGCGAGUCCAGGCCGACUUGAGAGUUGCAUCCGAUCGGCUGUGAAGGCUCGAAGCUCCGGGAUGGCUCAGCUGGAAGUCAGCCAGACAGGAGCUAGCUUCACCGUGAGCUAACAUCGGAGUUAACCGACAUCAACUUUCAGUCGCUCACAGGCCAGAAAGAAAGAAAGACGGGAAAACAAAUAUGAGUGUCGGAGUGGGGUUUAUGUGAGUGAGCAGGGCUGAUUUUAUUUCGUUUUUACUUGUUAGCAGUUUCCUCGGGCCUGAGCAGCGUUUAUGGAGGGAGUAUAGCUGCGUCGUUAGCCAGCCUCCACCGCCCCAAUGAAAGAAUACAAAGUUGUCGUGCUGGGCAGCGGCGGCGUCGGCAAGUCCGCGCUCACCGUGCAGUUUGUCACCGGCACCUUCAUCGAGAAGUACGACCCGACCAUCGAGGACUUCUACCGGAAGGAGAUCGAGGUGGACUCGUCGCCCUCCGUGCUGGAGAUCCUGGACACGGCGGGGACGGAGCAGUUCGCCUCCAUGAGAGACCUGUACAUCAAAAACGGCCAGGGUUUCAUCCUGGUCUACAGCCUGGUCAACCAGCAGUCCUUCCAGGACAUCAGGCCGAUGCGAGACCAAAUAGUGCGAGUCAAGCGCUUCGAGAAAGUGCCGCUGAUCCUGGUCGGCAACAAAGUGGACCUGGAGUCGGAGCGCGAGGUCGCCGGCUCGGACGGCCGGGCCCUGGCUCAAGAGUGGGGCUGCCCUUUCAUCGAGACGUCCGCCAAGAGCAAGACGAUGGUGGACGAGCUGUUCGCCGAGAUCGUCCGACAGAUGAACUACUCCACACUGCCGGAGAAGCAGGAGCAGUGCUGCACGGCCUGCGUGGUGCAGUGAGGAAGAGAAUCCGUUCAUUUGGACCCCUGCAGGCAUUUUGAAGCACCUGAGGAUAACCUGACGCUGACUAAAACUUACCGCUUCAGGUAAAACGCUCUGUCACAGAGACAGAAGAGACCUAUUUUUGAUAAGUGUUGGAAGAUGCUUCUGCUGCAACCUCAACGGCCUUCGUGACGAGCCUGAACUCAGUCAUACGGACUGACUCCAUGGAGCAGCCCUCUGUGAAUUUCUGUCUUAUUAUUUUUAAUAUUUUCUUUUGUCCUUAUAGAUGGAGGUUUCCUGACAUACUAAGCAGAAGUGUUUUGUGAGGUUGCAGCAUCUUUUUAAAGCUGCUUUAAUCACUAUUAUAUUCUUUAAUAUUACUUGUGUCAUGUCUGAAAUUUGGAAUUUGAUAAAGUAUUUCAUUAUAAUGGAACAUUUAGAUUUUUAAGCAUGCAUACUUAAACCGGUGUGCUGCUCAGGUGUGCUGAUCAUCUUAUCUCAGAGGUUGUUUUUUUUUUGGUUUUUUUUCAUAAAACCUCAGCUAUGUUUUUCUCUUUGGUGUUUUAGACCCUCGUGAAAACGGAGAAACUGGUAAUAUUUACGUUACGGACAAUUGAGUAUCGUCUGCUCCAAAGUGAAAAUGUUAAAGUGAGCCAUUAUUUUUCUGCUUCUGGCCUGAACUCAAGGCUAGCCCGGACGCCGGUCUUCCGCUUCCACUUUUUGUUUUUUUUCUUUUAGGUUUUUGGAACAACUAAAGUCCAACACUCCGAGAUGAGAAACGCGCAUCGCUUUACGUUCGGGACGCGCUCAUUUCUCGUUACAAAUAACUCCCCCUACAAAGUGGUCCGGUGAAAGUUCUGGCGCAGUUCAUCUGAUUCUAACUUUUUGUAUUUUUCUUUUUAUUACAGUAACAUAUUUAUUAAAACAUGACGUGGGUAGCCAGUUUUGAGCUUAAUUUUAUACUAGCUUGAGUUUUUUUCUGAGUUAUCGGGAUCUUUUUUGUUGUUGUUUCUAAGCAGAGAAUUUAACAGAGCCUUAAAUUUCUCCUCAUCCCCCCUGCACCCUUUUGUCAUUUGUCUUUUUAUUUUCUCUAAGAUAAAUCACUGUAAUUAUUUGAAAAUAAACAUGCUGGAACUUCUGUUUUUGUGAUGACACACAGAUAAAGUAUUAUCUUUAAAUGA
Messenger RNA from Xiphophorus maculatus (southern platyfish), 2413 nucleotides. It is a transcript of the gene rap2c, whose product is annotated as RAP2C, member of RAS oncogene family. Gene Ontology annotation, biological process: Rap protein signal transduction; negative regulation of cell migration. The record is from RefSeq and is a predicted model, not a curated record. Gene Ontology annotation, molecular function: GTP binding; GDP binding; GTPase activity. The transcript has 3 exons. Gene Ontology annotation, cellular component: plasma membrane. NCBI's taxonomy places the organism in Eukaryota, Metazoa, Chordata, Actinopteri, Cyprinodontiformes, Poeciliidae. The coding region runs from base 699 to 1250 and encodes 183 amino acids.